Molecule: messenger RNA, 1067 nt
Organism: Trematosphaeria pertusa
Lineage: Eukaryota; Fungi; Ascomycota; Dothideomycetes; Pleosporales; Trematosphaeriaceae
Exons: 2
Coding region: 91-651 (186 amino acids)
Source: RefSeq, a predicted model, not a curated record
UGAGAUACAGAAAACGUCAAGCCAGUGUUUAUAGGAAAAGCAGAGAGGAUUCAGGUAUGGGGCUAAGCCGCUCCGCGCUCUCCCGGAGGGAUGGACCUCGUUAUAAUAACUCCGGGCCCUCUUACAAAAGCGUUAGACCGCUGCACAGUUUCGUCGCAGCUCCAGCGCUCCUCGUCGCGGAAGCAUGGACCCAUCACACAUCCAGACCUUGCUCGUGCAUUGCAGCGCUGCAGCUCCACGAUUGGCCUGUUCCCCCUCCGCAACGCGCGCGCAAAUUGCCGGGGGCGCAGCCGACGCGCUUCCUGCGUUCAGUACGGCCAUAAUCGCGGCAAAGGAAAGCUUCCAUUGAAGAAAUCGUAUGGAAAAGCAACGCCGCUUGCGUGCUGGUGCCGAGUCUUGACGACAGAGAUGAGGAUUACGAAUGAAACGCUGAUCCCGACAUGUUCGCUCCUGUGCAGUAGCCCGCGGAGACCGAAACAUCGAAACGAGGCUAUGCUCCAGCUAUCGUUGGAGUCAGCUCCUCACUUUCACGAAAACAGUUGUGAAAACGGCGUAGGAAGCCGGCGCGGUCCAACGGAACACGUGCAGCGGAAUACUGCCGCAAUUCGACAGCGUAAAAGCGGUCGAAAUUUCCACUUUCGUGUUUGCUGAGGUCUAUGUGGACACGAUGUCACUUGACAGCCGGCGCUGGACAGACCGCUGAAUAAUACUGAGCAAAGUGGGUCCUCGGAGUGGGACGCCACAGCCUUCCACUAGGCGGUGUCGGAUCGAUAGUCACAAUCAUUUGCAUCAUUCUGUCCACUUCUCUUUUCAGCUGCUGGACAGAUCAGCAUACUGACCCCUACAAAGCGUUAGGAGCUAUGCAUAAGGGACACGGUGGGGCUCUGAUUGGUUACAUGUGCUGCACAUGGCUUACAUCGGAAUACUUCCUGGUUACCUGCAAGGUCUCCAUGAGCUGACCUGAACAGUUAUCCACUCCGUCUCCUUAUCCAAGUAUGAGAAUAUCUCUCAUCGACACCGCCAUUUUUCAGCCUAGAGAUCAUAUCGAUCACUGCUUCACAAUCAGG